This is a messenger RNA of Trichechus manatus latirostris (Florida manatee), 1378 nucleotides long. It is a transcript of the gene MOK, whose product is annotated as MOK protein kinase. The transcript has 12 exons. Gene Ontology annotation, molecular function: ATP binding; protein serine/threonine kinase activity. Gene Ontology annotation, cellular component: cytoplasm; nucleus. Gene Ontology annotation, biological process: protein phosphorylation; intracellular signal transduction. Bases 122 to 1378 code for a protein of 418 amino acids. The record is from RefSeq and is a predicted model, not a curated record. Lineage: Eukaryota; Metazoa; Chordata; Mammalia; Sirenia; Trichechidae.
ACCGCUGAGGUCCUAGUGCGGAACUCGGUCUCAGGGGAGUGAAAGGCAAGGGACCACCCUCCUGCCCUUUUCUUCUCCGUCGUGUGUCGGCAACGGGUUGCCACCAGCUUCCGCAUGCAGGAUGAAGAGCUAUAAAACAAUUGGCAAAAUAGGAGAGGGAACGUUUUCUGAAGUUAUGAAGAUGCAGAGCCUGAGAGACGGAAACUACUACGCGUGCAAACAAAUGAAGCAGCACUUUGGAAGUAUUGAGCAAGUGAACAAUCUCCGAGAAAUACAAGCACUGAGGCGCCUGAACCCACAUCCAAAUAUCCUUACGUUGCAUGAAGUUAUUUUUGACAGAAAAUCUGGUUCUCUUGCACUAAUAUGUGAACUUAUGGACAUGAAUAUUUAUGAGCUAAUACGAGGGAGAAGACACCCAUUAUCAGAAAAAAAAAUUAUGCACUAUAUGUACCAGUUAUGUAAAUCCCUCGAGCAUAUGCACAGAAAUGGAAUAUUUCACAGAGAUGUAAAACCAGAAAAUAUAUUAGUAAAGCAGGACGUCCUGAAGCUGGGGGACUUUGGGUCCUGCCGGAGCGUCUACUCCAAGCAGCCGUACACGGAGUACAUCUCCACACGCUGGUACCGGUCCCCUGAGUGUCUGCUCACUGACGGCUACUACAGUUAUAAGAUGGACGUGUGGAGUGCCGGCUGUGUGUUCUAUGAGAUCGCCAGUCUGGAGCCUCUCUUUCCUGGAGCCAACGAACUGGACCAAAUCUCCAAGAUCCAUGAUAUCAUCGGCACGCCUGCUCAGAAGACGCUUACCAAGUUCAAACAGUCGAGAGCUAUGAGUUUUGAUUUUCCUUUUAAAAAGGGAUCAGGGAUCUCUCUACUGACAACCAAUCUGUCCCCGCAAUGCCACUCCCUCCUGUGCGCGAUGGUGGCCUAUGACCCUGAUGAGAGGAUCACUGCCCACCAGGCGCUGCAGCACCCCUACUUCCAGGAGCAGAGGGCAGCCGAGAAGCAGGCUCUGGCCAGCUACAGACACACUCUCCUCCCAGAGCACCCCACAGCCCCGGGGCCUGCCCGCAACAACUGGCACGUGGCCAAGGAGGGCCGGAAGCAGAAACAGUCCCUCAGGCAGGAGGAGGAGCAUCCCCAGAGGCGAGGUCCGGCCUACCUCACAGAGCUGCCCAGACUCAGACUUCCGGGUGUCACGAAGCUGUCCUCCUACUCCAGCCCGUCGCUGUACUCCGUCUUUGCAUCCGGGCCCCACGGGAAGGUGCUGCAGCCCCUCAAGCAUGGCGGUGCCAACAAGAAGACAGAGACACAGAAGGACAUGAAGCCUAACCUGAAGCAGUACCGUUUGCCCACGAUAGAGAGGCGAGGGGGAAGAUGCUGA